Molecule: messenger RNA, 1167 nt
Organism: Micropterus dolomieu (smallmouth bass)
Lineage: Eukaryota; Metazoa; Chordata; Actinopteri; Centrarchiformes; Centrarchidae
Product: histamine H3 receptor-like
Exons: 3
Coding region: 1-1167 (388 amino acids)
Biological process (GO): adenylate cyclase-activating adrenergic receptor signaling pathway
Cellular component (GO): membrane
Molecular function (GO): histamine receptor activity
Source: RefSeq, a predicted model, not a curated record
AUGUCGGAGGAGCAAACUGAUUUUAACACCAGUCGCAACAAUGUUGACAAUACCUCAACUAGAGUCCAGAGCAGUUUCGUGUUUUCAGGACCAAUAUUUGUCAUUUUGAUGUUGAUGAUGGUGACUUUGGUUGUUAUGAUAGUUUUGGGCAACGCACUGGUCAUUUUGGCUUUUAAAGUCGACAAGAGUUUGAGAAGACAAUGCAAUUACUACUUCCUGAAUUUGGCAAUAUCAGAUUUUCUUGUUGGGGCUUUCUGCAUCCCAGUUUACAUCCCUUACAUCCUCACUGGCAAGUGGAUGCUGGGCCGAGGACUGUGUAAGCUGUGGCUGGUCAUGGACUACCUGCUUUGUUCUGCGUCUGUCUUCAACAUUGUCCUCAUCAGCUAUGACCGCUUCCUGUCAGUCACCAGAGCAGUAAGUUACCGUGCCAGACAAAGCAUGACUCAUCAAGCCAUUAUGAAGAUGAUUGCUGUCUGGGUGUUAGCCUUUGUCCUGUACGGUCCAGCCAUCAUAUUCUGGGAACUGGUGGUGGGCAGAAGCCGCGUGCCAAAGGAUGAGUGCUUUGCGGAGUUCUAUUACUCUUGGUACUUCCUGCUGAGUGCCUCUAUGCUGGAGUUUUUUUCUCCUUUCAUCUCGGUGGCUUUCUUCAACCUCAGCAUUUACCUCAGCAUACGCAGGAGGAGGCUCCACAGCAGGGAGGCCCAGCUCCACCUUCAACUGAGCGAACCUGCCUCUGCGCAGGGGGAAAGUGUCCCCUUGUCCCACAACUGGGGGUUUGGGAAGAAACUGGCUGUAAGAGGUUCCAUUCACUCCCAGACCUCCUCUCCCAGUCUGAACAAACUAGAUCCCUCAACCAGCAGGGCUGCCCAGCCUAGCCGUCUGUCCAGGGAUAAGAAAAUUGCUAAGUCCCUGGCCAUCAUAGUGUGUGUUUUUGCCAUCUGCUGGGCACCAUACACGCUACUGAUGAUCAUCCGUGCCGCCUGCAGAGGGCGGUGCAUCCAGCAUCACUGGUACGAGGUCACCUUCUGGCUCCUGUGGCUCAACUCUGCUAUUAACCCAUUCCUGUACCCGCUUUGCCACAGUAGCUUCCGCAGGGCCUUUAGCAAGAUACUUUGCCCAAGGUGGCAUACUACUCCCUCGUCAUCUGUCCUCCGUGCUGGCCAGUGA